AUGCCAUCAUCCAAAAGCGACACAGCAAUCCGCUAUCCCGAGCGUGCUGAUCAGCAGCGCCGAAUCCGUGGCGUGACCCAGGAUCGCAAAUGGGAGGCCCGAAUGCGCGAGAGAGCCGUGACAAACCCCGAGAUGGCGUCGAAUGCUACAGCAUGGGGACCCGAGUCUCAACUGGAACUCCAUAUGGACCAGGCAGGAAACCCUCAGCCGGAUCCGUCGCAGUUCAGUGAUGGGUAUAGGGCCUCGAGACAGGGGCUGGUGUCCAAAGGUCAGGACCACGACAUGGUCUCUGCUGCGAAUGAUGUCCCUUAA
Talaromyces amestolkiae is the source of this 312-nucleotide messenger RNA. RefSeq lists its product as uncharacterized. The record is from RefSeq and is a predicted model, not a curated record. Bases 1 to 312 code for a protein of 103 amino acids. NCBI's taxonomy places the organism in Eukaryota, Fungi, Ascomycota, Eurotiomycetes, Eurotiales, Trichocomaceae. The transcript has a single exon.